Sinocyclocheilus grahami is the source of this 558-nucleotide messenger RNA. RefSeq names its product E3 ubiquitin-protein ligase NEDD4-like. Gene Ontology annotation, biological process: positive regulation of transcription by RNA polymerase II; hippo signaling. The transcript is spliced from 4 exons. Gene Ontology annotation, cellular component: nucleus; cytoplasm. Gene Ontology annotation, molecular function: transcription coactivator activity; protein binding. Bases 25 to 558 code for a protein of 177 amino acids. The record is from RefSeq and is a predicted model, not a curated record. NCBI's taxonomy places the organism in Eukaryota, Metazoa, Chordata, Actinopteri, Cypriniformes, Cyprinidae.
UGGUCCUAAAAUACUAACAUUUUGAUGAUUGUCUCACUCUCACUUUGUUCUUCUCAGGGCUGGGAAGUGACAGACUCCACGGAUCCAGGUUCACAGAGACCUCAGCAGCUCCUGCCUCCGCUGCCUCCAGGCUGGGAAGAGAAGGUGGAUAACCUGGGACGGACAUACUACGUCAACCACAACAACCGCACCACACAGUGGAAGAGGCCCAGUAGUGUGGAUGUGGUUUCAGAAACGGAAAAUGAUAAUCACUUGCGGCAGAUUAACCAGGAAGCCCACAGAGUUUUCCGCUCUCGACGGCACAUUAGCGAAGACCUGGAAAACGAGCAGCUGGACAUCAGGGACAUAGACGACUCAUGGGAACCCAUAUCAGAGGAGGACCCAACUUUAAUGACGGACAGUCUGAACCAUUCUCUGUCUGGACCGGCCUCUCUGGCAAUGCCCCUCCCUAGCACUCCAGAAUUCUCAGAUGAAAUCAGCCUUAGAUUGUCUCUCGCUCCAGACACGAACGGAGAAAUCCCAGGACCCAGCUCUGCUGUGUGGACAUUCAGGAAGUAG